Brassicogethes aeneus is the source of this 1553-nucleotide messenger RNA. Lineage: Eukaryota; Metazoa; Arthropoda; Insecta; Coleoptera; Nitidulidae. The record is from the annotation of a GenBank genome assembly.
AUGGGCGAUUACCAGGUUGCAGGUGUUCAGCAGGACGCACUCGGUGCCGUUCAAUUAGAACUGGGAGGAAAUCCAAAUGCGCUGGCUUUGCGGCGGCCUUUCGACCCUUUGGCCCACGAUUUGGAGGCAAGUUUCCGAUUGACGCGGUUCGCGGAUUUGAAAGGGCGCGGAUGCAAAGUGCCCCAAGAGGUUCUCAACAAGCUCGUAGAAGGCUUGCAGCAGGAUUACAACUCGGCCGCAGAACAUGAACACGCUCAUUUUAUGCAUAUGGCAAUUCCUAGGAUUGGAAUCGGCCUUGAUUGUUCGACCACAGACUUCUUUUACCCCUUGGUGGACGACCCUUACAUGAUGGGAAAAAUAGCGUGCGCGAACGUACUAAGCGACUUGUACGCGAUGGGCGUAACGGAAUGCGACAACAUGCUGAUGUUGCUCGGGGUGAGCACGAAAAUGACCGAAAAGGAGCGAGACGUCGUGAUCCCCUUGAUAAUGCGCGGCUUCAAAGACUCCGCCCUGGAGGCGGGCACCACCGUCACCGGCGGCCAGACGGUGGUGAACCCGUGGUGCACCAUCGGCGGCGUGGCCACCACCGUCUGCCAGCCCAACGAGUACAUAGUCCCCGACAACGCUGUAGUGGGGGAUGUUUUAGUCUUGACUAAGCCGCUGGGCACGCAGGUGGCGGUGAAUGCGCACCAGUGGCUCGACCAACCGGAGCGCUGGAACCGCAUCAAGCUGGUGGUGAGCGAAGAGGACGUGCGAAAAGCGUACCACCGCGCUAUGGACUCUAUGGCGCGACUCAACCGCAUCGCUAGCCGUUUAAUGCACAAAUACAACGCGCACGGGGCUACAGACGUGACGGGGUUCGGUCUGCUCGGUCAUGCGCAGACGCUCGCGUCGCAUCAGAAAAACGAGGUUUCCUUCGUUAUUCACAACCUGCCGGUGAUUGCUAAAAUGGCAGCGGUCGCGAAGGCUUGCGGGAAUAUGUUUCAACUUUUGCAGGGGCACUCUGCUGAGACCUCGGGCGGGCUUUUGAUCUGCCUGCCGCGGGAGCAGGCGGCGGCUUAUUGCAAGGACAUUGAGAAGCAGGAGGGGUACCAGGCGUGGAUUAUCGGGAUCGUGGAGAAGGGCAACCGCACCGCGCGCAUCAUCGACAAGCCGCGAGUCAUCGAGGUGCCGGCCAAGGAAUGAGUUUUUUUUUUUUUUCGUUUUCUAACUGUAACGGCGGUUAAUUUUAUAACUGCUUUCGUUAUUAUUAUUCAUAGAGCUUGUAAAUUGUUUCUGUGCGACUUUUCGAAAAUAAAUCUCAUUUAGUCCGGUUUAUGUUUAAACUGUAAAAAUCCUGUGUUUUUGUUCCAAAAUUUUUAGGAUAGGAAGAUGUUUGUGGUAUUUUGUAUGAUAAUUUUUCAAAUAUAAUGAUUAUACAAAUCAGAUUUUUAUUUCUUCUAUUUCAAUUAUCACAAAUUGAUUAUAAUAAUUAUUUUUCUACUUAACAUAUAUUUAGUAGUGGAUAAUAUUUAUCACAUGCAAUUUUAUUAAUGUAAUGGUUAUGAUUCCAA